AUUGGUUCAUUGCUCUGGUUUCCAGGUGUCAUGGUAGGCUGCGUUACCACGUCAGUGAAGUUUACAGGGAAGGAUUGAGCCGGUUCCUUCCAGAGGGGCUGGUGCGGCAGUGCAGUUCCGGUGUGUGUUUUUCAUAUUAUUUUAUAUACCGCAAGGGGGGAUCUGCAAUCAUUCGGGGCUAACUGCAAUCAUUCGGAAUUUAGUCUGCUUGCAAAAGGAAUCGAAUGUGAAGCCGACGUCACCACCGCUGUUUAGGCCGCCAUUUUGGAACCUGGGGUCAGGGCCAGUGACAGGUCUGUGAAAAUGGUGGACAAGAAUAUCUAUAUAGUCCAGGGUGAAAUUAGCAUUGUUGUUGGUGCCAUAAAACGCAAUGCUCGAUGGAGCAUGCACACUCCUUUGGAUGAGGAACAGGAUCCUCUGCUACACAACUUUAGUCUUCUAAAGGAAGUUUUAAAUAAUAUUAAGGAUAAGAAAAUUCUUGUAUAUUCUCCAGGGACAGAGCUUUCUGAAAUUGAACCCAAUGUAUUUCUUCGUCCUUUCUUGGAAGUUAUCCGUUCUGAAGAUACUACAGGGCCUAUCACUGGACUUGCUCUGACAUCUGUAAAUAAGUUUCUUUCCAAUGCACUUAUAGAUCCAAGCCAUGAAGGCACAGCUGAAGGAAUUGAAAACAUGGCAGAUGCAGUUACACAUGCCAGGUUUGUUGGCACUGACCCAGCGAGUGAUGAGGUUGUCUUGAUGAAAAUUUUGCAGGUUUUGCGGACUUUGCUUCUCACCCCAGUUGGAGCUCAUUUAACAAAUGAAUCUGUUUGUGAAAUAAUGCAGUCUUGUUUUCGCAUAUGCUUCGAAAUGAGGCUGAGUGAGUUAUUGAGAAAAUCUGCAGAGCACACUCUUGUCGACAUGGUGCAGCUGCUCUUCUCAAGGUUACCGCAAUUUAAGGAAGAAGCAAAGAGUUACAUUGGAACUAACAUGAAAAAGUUGAAAAUGAGAGCUGGAGGAAUGAGCGACUCCUCCAAGUGGAAGAAGCAGAAGAAGUCUCCUAAGCAGCCACGUCAUGUCACCAAAGCAAUGGCAGCAACAGAACCCUCAUAUCAGCAACCUGUAGUUAAUGGCAACACAAUUACUACUAACCUAACUGAUGAAGUUCCUUAUUUUGAUGCUUCCUCUGCAGAUGCUAACUCUCCCACAUCAGGAGUGAGUUCAGAGGCCACGUCUGCUGUAGUUAGUCCUACCACAGAUAGUGGUGUAGAAGUGUUGUCUCAGGCAACAUCCAAAGAGGACCUUUCUGAACUGGACCAUACAAGUUCAUCUAACAUUCAGCAAGCAGGAGAUGUGUGCUUUUCUGAACAGCAAAACCAGGAAGAUGAUAAGAUUGGAGAACUGAUGGAAAGACAUACAUAUUCUGCUUCUGUGGAAUCCAUACCAGAAGUAUUAGAUGACAAUGUGUCAUUGGCUGACCAGUCAGACUCCGCUUCAGUCCAUGAUAUGGAUUAUGUAAAUCCCAGAGGGGUGCGAUUUACACAAUCUUCACAGAAGGAAGGAACAGUCUUAUUACCCUAUGGACUGCCAUGCCUUCGGGAAUUAUUUCGUUUUCUCAUUUCUUUAACCAACCCCCAUGAUCGACAUAACUCUGAAGUAAUGAUUCACAUGGGUUUACAGUUGAUCACAGUUGCUCUUGAGUCUGCACCUAUUCAAAAUUAUAUUUCGCUUUUAGGACUUGUAAAGGAUGAACUUUGCCGCAACUUGUUUCAGCUAUUGAGCAUUGAAAGAUUAAAUCUAUAUGCAGCUUCAUUGCGAGCGUGUUUUCUUUUGUUUGAGGGUAUGAGGGAACAUUUGAAGUUCCAGCUAGAGAUGUACAUAAAGAAGCUCAUGGACAUUAUUACCUUUGAGAACCCCAAGAUGCCUUUUGAGAUGAAGGAAAUGGCUCUUGAAGCAAUAGUGCAACUGUGGAGAAUCCCGAGUUUUGUUACGGAGUUAUACAUUAAUUAUGACUGUGAUUAUUAUUGCUCCAACCUUUUUGAAGACCUCACUAAACUGCUUUCUAAGAAUGCCUUUCCAGUUUCUGGACAGUUGUACACCACUAAUCUGCUUUCUCUGGAAGCUCUGCUAACUGUCAUUGAUAGCACAGAAUCACACUGCCAGGCUAAAAAUCUAAGCAGUGUGUCACAGGAUAAAAAAGAAACUGGAAAACUAAGUGGAGAUCCCUCAGAAGGAACCAAAGAUUCUGGGAAUAGCAAUGAACACUCCAUUGAUGUUAAUGCACUCACUGUAAAUCUAGAGAGCAAUGGAUUGAGGCCUCCCGCAAGUGGCCACUUAAUGGCAGAUAAAAUGAGUCUUGGGGGUGAAGAAACAGAGUACAGCAAUGAAGCAGCUGAGAAGAAGUCUUUAAAGAAGCCCCAGCGCUUCUCCUGCUUACUUCCUACUGUUCAAGAGCUGAAUGACAUCAAGACCAAAAAGAAGCUUCUUAUAACUGGAACUGAGCAGUUCAACCAGAAACCAAAGAAAGGAGUGCAGUUUCUUCAGGAAAAGGAUCUUUUGGCAACCCCCAUGGAUAAUUCAGAGGUAGCCCCGUGGCUCAGAGAAAAUCCACGGCUGGACAAGAAAAUGAUUGGAGAGUUUGUGAGUGAUCGCAAAAAUUUGGACUUGCUUGAAAGUUUUGUAGGAACCUUCCAGUUCCAAGGCCUGAGAGUUGAUGAAGCGUUAAGGCUUUAUCUCGAAGCUUUUCGUUUGCCUGGUGAGGCACCUUUGAUUCAGAGGUUACUGGAGGCUUUCACAGAGCACUGGCGAAAAUCCAAUGGAACUCCUUUUGAAAACAGUGAUGCCUGCUUUGCAUUGGCUUAUGCAGUUAUCAUGUUGAAUACAGACCAGCACAAUCACAAUGUCCGCAAGCAAAAUGUGCCAAUGACUUUAGAGGAAUUCAGGAAAAAUUUAAAAGGUGUUAAUGAUGGAAAAGAUUUUGACCAAGAUAUGCUGGAAGAUAUUUAUCAUGCAAUCAAAAAUGAAGAAAUUGUAAUGCCUGAAGAGCAGACUGGCUUAGUGAAAGAAAAUUAUAUGUGGAAUGUUUUGCUGCAUCGGGGAGCCACUCCAGAGGGAAUAUUUUUGCAUGUAGAUCCUGGAAGUUAUGAUCAUGACCUAUUUACAAUGACUUGGGGGCCAACUAUAGCUGCUUUGUCCUAUGUAUUUGAUAAGAGCAUGGAUGAAACCAUCAUUCAGAAAGCUAUAUCUGGUUUUAGGAAAUGUGCAAUGAUAUCUGCUCACUAUGGUCUCAGUGAUGUUUUUGACAAUCUCAUAAUCUCCUUGUGCAAGUUUACAACACUUAACAGUGAGGCUGUUGAAAAUCUUCCCACUGUUUUUGGAAGCAAUGUAAAAGCUCAGAUUGCUGCAAAGACUGUUUUUCACUUAUCCUACAGGCAUGGAGACAUCCUUAGAGAGGGCUGGAAAAACAUAAUGGACUCCAUGCUGCAGCUUUUCAGAGCUGAGCUUCUUCCCAAGGCCAUGGUAGAGGUUGAAGACUUUGUAGAUCCCAAUGGAAAAAUAUCUCUUCAACGUGAGGAAAUCCCUGCCAACCGUGGGGAAUCCACUGUGCUAAGUUUUGUCAGCUGGUUGACUCUCAGUGGAACAGAACAGUCAAGUUUAAGAGGACCUUCUACUGAAAAUCAAGAGGCCAAGAAACUAGCACUGGAAUGUAUAAAGUUAUGUGAUCCAGAGAAACUAAUCACAGAGAGCAAGUUCCUUCAACUGGAGUCUUUGCAAGAACUGAUGAAGGCUCUUAUAUCUGUGACGCCAGAUGAAGAAACAUAUGAUGAAGAAGAUGCUGCAUUCUGCCUUGAAAUGUUAAUACGAAUUGUUCUAGAAAACAGAGAUCGUGUUGGCUGUGUCUGGCAGGCUGUGCGAGAUCAUCUGUUCCGCCUGUGUGUCCAUGCUGUAGAGUUCUGCUUCCUGGUUGAAAGAGCAGUUGUAGGGCUGAUGCGCUUGGCAAUUCGUCUUUUACGCAGAGAGGAAAUCAGCAGCCAGGUUCUCCUCUCCUUGAGAAUUCUUUUAAUGAUGAAACCAAGUGUGUUGUCGAAAGUGAGUCGCCAGGUUGCUUUUGGUGUGCAUGAGCUUUUGAAAACCAAUGCUGCUAACAUCCACUCCAGAAAUGACUGGUACACACUUUUCUGCCUGUUGGAGUGCAUUGGGGCAGGAGUAAAGCCACCCCCUGCCUUACAGGUGACGACUAGAGCUGAUAAUGACACAGGUGCACAGUCUGAUAGUGAAGUUUCUUCAUAUCAUCCAAGUGAAGUUAGUCUUGAUCGUGGAUACACCUCAGACUCUGAGUUGUACGCAGAACACAGCAAACUGGCAAAAAUCCACCGCUCUGUGACUGAUGUGGAUAUGAUGAACAGUGGCUGGCUGGUGGUUGGAAAGGAAGAUGUUGACUCUUCUAAAGUUGCAGCAGUUAUUAACAAACCAACCUCUAAUGCCCUAGUAAACCAAUACAGCCUAACCAUUGGUUUGGAUUUUGGCCCACAUGAUACCAAAUCUCUCAUAAAGAGUGUAGAGUCCCUUUCUUUCAUUGUUCGAGAUGCUGCACAUGUCACACCAGAGAACUUUGAACUCUGUGUUAAAACAAUCCGUGUCUUUGUAGAGGCAAGUCUAAAUGGAGGUGUGUGGUACAAAUCUCAGGAGAAAAGGGUAAAAAACCACAAGUAUGAUAGUAAAUCCAACCGCUUCAAAAAGAAAAACAAGGAAAAAGAAAACUCCAUUCGCCGUACAAAGGCUUCUAAUCAGCGACAAUACCGUUCUCACAGUGAUGAUGAGGAGGAUGAAAGUGUACCAGCCAGCUAUCACACUGUGUCAUUACAGGUUAGUCAUGACCUUUUGGACUUAAUGCACACACUUCACACAAGAGCUGCCACCAUAUACAGUUCUUGGGCAGAGGAACAGCGCCACCUAGAGACAGCAACUGAGAAAAUUACAGCUGAUUCUAAGACACUGUGGUCAAAUUGUUGGUGUCCUUUAUUGCAAGGUAUUGCUUGGCUCUGCUGUGAUGCUCGACGCCAGGUCAGAAUGCAGGCUCUCACCUACCUGCAAAGAGCACUUUUAGUCCACGACUUACAGGUUCUUGAUGCACUAGAAUGGGAAUCAUGUUUCAAUAAGGUGCUGUUUCCAUUGCUGACCAAACUAUUGGAAAAUAUUAGCCCAGCUGAUGUGGGUGGAAUGGAGGAGACCCGGAUGAGAGGCUCCACUCUGCUCUCAAAGGUAUUUCUCCAGCAUCUGUUUCCGCUGCUUUCUUUGUCAACAUUUGCUGCCUUGUGGCUCACCAUUCUUGAUUUCAUGGACAAGUACAUGCAUGCUGGCUCCAGUGACUUACUGCCUGAGGCAAUUCCGGAGUCACUGAAAAACAUGCUCCUGGUAAUGGACACUGCUGGAAUAUUCCACUGUGCAGACUCACGGACUGGCUACUCUGAUUUAUGGGAGAUCACGUGGGAAAGGAUAGAUUGCUUUUUGCCUCGUCUGAGGGAGGAUCUUUUUAAACAAACUGUUAUACAAGAUCCACCCAAUGUAGUUGCAACAGAAACUCCUGUUGAGCCAAGGCCUCCCCCACAACCUGCACAAUCAGAGAGACCUGUGGAACAAGGACAUUGCGACUCUGAGGCUCGAAGUUUAGGAAUCCUGUCUGCACCAGUACUAGGAUCAAGUUCUUCCUGCACCCCAGUUAGAGUAAGCCCUGUGACAGACAUACCUCCACCUAUAACUCAGUCUCCAGUCAUCCUCCAUCCUCUGACGUCCCAUCUGCAGGUGGGAGUCCCACCAAUGUCGCUGCCAAUCAUCCUCAACCCUGCAUUAAUUGAAGCUACCUCUCCAGUUCCACUCUUAUCCACCCCCCGACCUGCUGAUGUAUCAGAGGUCAACUAACAUCUCACGGUGGACCUUUUUGAACUUGCAGUGCUGCUGCUUAACUGGCUACUGCUUUAUUUGACUAUUAGAAUUACUUAGAGAAAUAAACAGCCGCCAGGAGAAAAACAGAUGCCGGGAUAAUGUCGAGAAGAAGCAAGACUGUGUCUUGGUCCUCUUUUCUUUUGAAUCAUGGUGAAAUGUCGAAUACUAUCUUAACUCCAAACUUUUAGAUUUGUGUCUGAGUGAAUGCGAGAGCCAUUUCCUUUAGCUUGGAUGUGACAUUCCUUUGCUGAAUCUGCUCAGUAUGCCUUGGGCAAAAAAGAAAAAAAAAAGAGCUGUUCUUAUUGUCAUCCUUAAAGGAGAAGGAAAUUCCCUGGGCGCAAAAACCCUCCCCUGUGUUGCCUCCUCCC
Xenopus laevis (African clawed frog) is the source of this 6287-nucleotide messenger RNA. It is a transcript of the gene gbf1.S, whose product is annotated as golgi brefeldin A resistant guanine nucleotide exchange factor 1 S homeolog. The transcript has 41 exons. Bases 304 to 5895 code for a protein of 1863 amino acids. The record is from RefSeq and is a predicted model, not a curated record. NCBI's taxonomy places the organism in Eukaryota, Metazoa, Chordata, Amphibia, Anura, Pipidae.